Messenger RNA from Anopheles coluzzii, 1152 nucleotides. RefSeq lists its product as uncharacterized. Gene Ontology annotation, molecular function: catalytic activity. The record is from RefSeq and is a predicted model, not a curated record. NCBI's taxonomy places the organism in Eukaryota, Metazoa, Arthropoda, Insecta, Diptera, Culicidae. The coding region runs from base 1 to 1152 and encodes 383 amino acids. The transcript has a single exon.
AUGGAAGUGGACGUGUUAGUUCUUUCCCACAUCUAUCGACCACGCGAGAACAACCCAAGAUGGACAGUUGAUGCCUCCAAAAAGGUGGCAGUAGUGGCCACAGGACGAUACCCUCUGCAAGGACUGUGGACCAGUGAUGUCCCCGGCCUCAUAGCUGCCAAGGUGAGUGGCAUUACCUUCCUCAGCUGCUACGCGCCACCCAGCCUGUCACGGGAAGGAUUUGCGGAAUACGUCGAAGCAAUAGAAUUGGUGGCCCAAUCCCACCCUCAGGUAGUAAUCGCCGGUGACUUUAACGCCUUGCAUGAGGAGUGGGGAAGUCGACGCAGCAAUGAGCGUGGGGAUGUACUGCUCGAGGCGUCCCAGCAAUUGGGCGUGCUGCUGAUGAAUCGAGGGAAUGUGGCAACCUUUGUUGGAAGCGGCGCGGCGACUGCCAGCGUUGUCGACGUGACCUUCGCUAGCUCGUCCAUAGCUCAGCCGAGCACCUGGCUGGUAAGAAACACGAACAAGCGAUCUGACCAUACGUAUAUCACCUACUCGGUAGGCCCAGCGUCAGCAGACCAGCAGCGCAACCGAGGACAGUCACGUCAACGGGGCCAACGAGAGCGUUUUCAACAUGCAGGCACGCGAUUUAAGACGAAACAGUUCUCGAAAGAGAAUUUCCUAGCCACGCUACAUUGCGAGGGAUUCCGAGAGAAAGCAGUCAAUCACCAGGGAAUGAUCUCGGCAAUGAUAUCGGCCUGCGAGAAAACCAUGCAAAGGAUGUCGUCGUCUUUCCCCGACCCUCAUCGGGACGUCUACUGGUGGACGCCCCUGAUUGCUCUUCUUAGGCAGAACUGCGAGCAGGCGAGAGAUCGCAUGCAGCAGACACGUGAUCUACAGAACCGGAGUCUGGCUGCAGCCGAAUAUCGAACAGCUAGAGCUGAGCUGGAUAGACCCAUACGUGCCAGCAAAAAGGCCGCCUUCCAGGAAUUGAUCGAUGCUGCCGAGGAAAACGUUUUCGGAGCCGGGUACUUAGUAGUCCUAUCCCGUCUUCGCGGUGGAAGGGCCCCAUUCGAGACGGAGAGAGCGAGGCUUGAAAGCAUCGUGACAGAGCUUUUCCCGCAACAUCCGCCCUUCAACUGGCCCCGCAUCAGUUCCGAGGAGGAACAGUAA